GCUAGUUAGCAACCGCGUCCCUUCUUCCCGGCCAGUUGUAUAUAAUGGUUGGAAUCAGCGCUUUCUGCACAAGAUACUCCUUAUCUCAAGUAGAACUUCAGCCAGAUCGUUCUCAAACACCCAAGAUGCAACGCGUUGUAUGUUUGCUGGUCCUAGCUGUGGCCCUUGUGGCAGCACAAGACAAGAAGCCGGAGGGAAAUACUAGAUUCGGUCCAGGUGGUCUACCCGUACCUGUAGGGGGUCCUAUUGGUGGUGGCAUUUUACCUAUUGGUGGCUUACCCGCCUGCCCACCUGUGGCCCCACCAAGGCCCGUAUGCAAAUUCUACGAACGCAACCACUGUGGACAUUACAUUUGCUCCGUUGACCAGAAGCCAUUCGAGUGCCCUCCAGUCAGACCCGAAUGCCCAGGUCUGAGAUUCGGCCCCACCUUGUGCUACACCGACGACGACUGCUCCGGGCACGAUAAGUGCUGCCCCGACGCCUGCCUGGAUCACCUGACCUGCAAAGGACACUCCUCCGGUGUCUUCUUCUAAAGAGGAGUCCUCUUGUCAUUGGCGUUAUUAGCAUUAUUGGCGGACAGCAAAAUUGUUUUUUGGGCGCUCGAUAUUUUUUUUAUUUCAUUUAAUUUACUUUGUCAAAUGUUUUAAAUUCUCUUCAUUAGCGUUAACCUAAAUGUGGUCUGUCUUCGUUAUAAUCUAUCCGUUAAGUUUGAAUAAAAACUUAAAUUAUUUACCGUA
Molecule: messenger RNA, 737 nt
Organism: Macrobrachium nipponense
Lineage: Eukaryota; Metazoa; Arthropoda; Malacostraca; Decapoda; Palaemonidae
Exons: 3
Coding region: 45-533 (162 amino acids)
Cellular component (GO): extracellular region
Molecular function (GO): peptidase inhibitor activity
Source: RefSeq, a predicted model, not a curated record